Messenger RNA from Schistocerca gregaria, 453 nucleotides. RefSeq names its product proline-rich protein 36-like. The transcript has a single exon. The coding region runs from base 1 to 453 and encodes 150 amino acids. NCBI's taxonomy places the organism in Eukaryota, Metazoa, Arthropoda, Insecta, Orthoptera, Acrididae. The record is from RefSeq and is a predicted model, not a curated record.
AUGCCUUUGUCCACUCUGGUGCCUACUGACACGGCUCCUACAACCACUCUGUUGCCUCCCAACAUGGUUCCUAUGACCACUCUGCUUCCUCCUGAUGUGGCACCUCCUGAUGCAGUGGCUCCUGCAUCCAGUCCAAUGCAUCCUGACGCAGCUCCUAGGACCACUCCAGCACCUCCUGACACAGUUCUUAUGAUCACUCUGGCGUCUCCUGAUGUGGCUCCUACACCUAGCAUGGUGCCUCCCCUUGCAGCUCCUAAGCUAGCUAUGGCACCUGCACCUGCUGCAGUGCCUCCUCAUGACCAUUGUGGCAUCUCCACCCAAUGCAGCACUGCCGGUUCUCAUGCUUGUGGCACACUUUCCACCCUCUCGGUGGCUUUUACUACUGCCAGCACUGCAGCUGGCCUCGUCAAUGUCCCUCUCCAUCCGACCCACUAUCGGCCUUCAAUGCCCUAA